CAAAAAUGAAUAUUAUCAACAACAGUAUCAAUAUUAGUUAUAAUUUCAGCAUAGCAGUGAUUAAAAAUCCCUCAUUGACAUUAUCAUUAGACAUUUAUAAAAAUAAAAUAAAAGUACAAUAGUGUCACAGUGGCUUACACUUGCAUCGCAUCUCAUAAGCUUGACAACACACUGUGUCCAAUGUUUUCACAAAGAUAAAAUAAGUUGUAUUUUUGGUUCGUUUAAUAGUUAAAACAAAUUUACAUUAUUGCAAUUAGUUGAUAAAACAUUGUCCUUUAAUUUAUAAAAGCUUUUUUUAAAAAAAUCUACUACUCUGCUAGCAUGUCAGCAGACUGGGGUAGAUCCUGCUGAAAUCCUAUGUAUUGAAUGAGUACAGAAUCGUUUUGAAUCAGAAAAAUACCGUUUUUGAAUCGAGAAUCGCGUUGAAUCGAAAAAAAUCGAUAUACUAUUGAAUCGAUAUUGAAUCGAAUCGUGGCACACCCAAAGAUUCGCAGCUCUAAUAGCUAGCGAACAUCCAAUCUGCAGUCGGCAGUGUUUUAGCUACUUCUAAAUCACUAAUCUCUGCCUUCAUGGUGACGAAUAAAGUAAGUUUCUUAUAAGUAUCAUCCCUGCAGGAGGAGGAAUAGCUAAACAUGCUUCACUAGUGGUCGACAGUAGAGGUGCGGCACUCUUUCAUCCAUGAUCCCGCACCCCUAGUGCAGGAAAUGGAUGACAAAGUUGUCAGUACAGAGAAAGCAGAAGAAGCCAAGAUAAAGGUCAUGCAUCCCAAUCUUGGAGCUAGACCGGGAGGUUCAGAUUUUCUGAGAAAACGACUUCAGAAAGGGCUAAAGUACUUUGAUUCUGGCGAUUACAACAUGGCCAAGGCCAAAAUGAAGAAGAAACACUUGCCAUCAGCCCCAACAGAGAAGGCUCAGAUCACAGGUGGUCACAUCCCGACACCUCAGGACCUGCCUCAGAGAAAGACCUCUAUUGCGACAAGCAAACUGGCUGAGAGAUGAGUGUUUUUGUAGCUUUAUUAUAGCUCGGUAUAGCUCAUUUGGUAGAGCGGCCGUGCCAGCAACUUGAUGGUUCCAGGUUCGUUUCCCGCUUUGGCCAUCCUAGUCACUGCCGUUGUGUACUUGGGCAAGACACUUUACCCACCUGCUCCCAGUGCCACCCACACUGGUUUAAAUGGAACUUCGAUAUUGGGUUUCACUAUGUAAAGCGCUUUGAGUCACUAGAGAAAAGCGCUAUAUAUAAAUAUAAUUCACUAAUUCACUAGACACCGUAGGAGGAUCGCUAACAAAAGCUAGCGAGCCUGAACGUAAACAAAUGCCAUGGGUGGAUCUCCACCUGACAUCCACUGUAAUGAUACCAAGUCAUCAUCGGCGGUCACUCGAACGAGUAUGACGAUCCUCCUGGUAGGAGGUGUAUCCCUUUAUGGAGGAGGCCUGUGCGUGACUUUGUUUAACGUGGGGAGACUGGUGUACAGACAGUCACCAGACAAUCCUUAAACAGAAUGGGGUCAGGGUCCAGUGGCACGGAGUCCAAGACGACUGGGGACCCUUUUCUGCGGCUGGCUUCUUCCACCAUCGCAGCCGUUGUGGUAGUUCUUAAAUCUACCGUCUUCCGCCUGCUCUGCCGAAAAAGGUCUUCACCGUAUACCUAGCUAGGGGGCAGUCAGGUACUAGGCCUUUACAAGGGCCACCUGGGGUAACAGUAGUGAAGGGUUUAACCUCCUAGUGCCGCAAGACCCCAUAGAGGAGCCUUCACUGCCGGAUGCACUUUAACGUCAUGCCCAGGACACGAUACCAAGUACAAGAGCGAUACUACUAUGAUAACGUCAAUAUUUUUUAUCGUCACAAAAUCUUUUUUCUUUUUUUAAAUUCAUGUUAUAUUCACAUACUCAGGAAACAAGUCCCCGGACACAACAGAAUUUAAAUUAUCACCAAUGUAUGAUCCUCUAACUACCUAUCAGCUCGAUACCUAAUUUUGUGAUAUCAUCCAAAACUGAUAUAAAGUAUAAACUGUGGAUGCUUUUAAAAAAGGCUUAAAAAUCCUUCUUUUAAAAAAAAGCCUUUUCAUAGAUAUAUGCAUACUAGUUCUAGCUAUUAGGCUGUUCUCGUUUUUAUUAUUAUUAUUAAAAAAUUUUAAGUACACUGUAGCACUUUGAGGUCGUUUGCUCAAUGUAAAGUGCUUUUUAAAAAAUAAAAUCUAUUAUUAUCAUUAUUACAAAACAACAGAAGAAUAAGUGAUUAUUACAUUUUAACAGAAGUGUAGAUAGAACAUCUUAAAACAGAAAAUAACCAGAUAUUAACAGUUAAUGGACAAGUAGAUUAAUAAUACAUUUUUACAGUUUGUCCUUAAUAAUUUUGACAAAAUAAUAGAGUUACAAGUGACACAAUAUGUUACUGCAUACGCCAGCAGACAAUUUAGGAGCCUUUGUUUGCUUACUUACUACUAAAAGACAAGUCGUCUAAUGUUCACUAUUUUUUCAAGAACAAAAUUGUUAAUAUUAAACAGAUGUUUGAUUUACCCUAAGAUUUUUUGUUAAGACAAAGCCAAUAAUGGCAUUUUUUGGUGGUCUGAUUAAUUUAGAAAAGUAUCGAAAUACAUUCUUUAUAACAAAAUAUUUGUAAAGGGAAAACCCCAGUCCUCACAAUCAUGGGUCAUAGUGAAAUGAUGUUCUAACAGUAAAUACGUAUGUGUCCUACUCUAUUUGUUAUCGUUACGUUGUUGUAUGUGAUAUAUGGCGUUUAUUACAUUGGAUAGGAGUACAGUAACAGUGUAUAUGUAAAAAGUGGAUAAUAGCUGUCAGAAUAAUUGAAUCCAAGUUAUCACAAAACAUUGUGUUGCUAUGAGUUCCCGGCGAGACGACAAAAGCUGUCUUUAAUCCUACCAAGAAGACGGCUUGUAAAACUCCACCGUGUAGGAUGGGAAGCAACAUGAAGGUGUUCUUUUUCUUGGAUGUAUUUUAAUCCACAGAAUGAUUUUGUCAUGACCCAAAGACUUGUAUUUUUUCUCCCCCCCUCACCCCCCGUUUACCUGUAUCUCAUCUUUUUUGUAAGGGGCGCUGGAAGUCGGCAGACCCGUCACCAAUCCUGUUCUGUCUCCCUGUAAUGUUUGUCUGAUCUUGAAUGGGAUUGUGCUGAAAAUUUUAAUUUUCCUGAAGGAACUCUCCUGACGGAAUAAAUAAAGUACUAUCUAAUCUAAUCUAGAAAGCAGGAUCUGCCCAAGUUCCAGGCACCUCUUCUUUGAACUCUUUUACGACAUUUUCUAUGAACAGACCUUUUCUUUUAACUGUUUUGUAAUCAAAGUCGAUGGCUUUUUACGACCCUCGUCCCUUUAGAAACAGCUGUUGCCAUGUAAUCAGGGAAAGUCUAAAUAAAAGAGGAUCCGUACAAUCUUUGGUCAGAGCGUAAUGACACUGUACAAGGGUACAGAUGUACACGUUUCUCCGCACUGAGCCAACUUUAAUUCUGUCUCUGAUUCCUUGCUUCUUGUCUUGUUUAAUAGAUGUCAUCAGUGCUUGAACCUGACAAUAGCGCUUCUUGGAAACACACUGGAACCCAGUGUUAAAAUAUGACUAAAAAUGUAAACAUUGAUACCACUAUGGUUUAAACCCCUAAUUACCUAAUGGGAAAAUAUUGCUAAAAAGCAUAUAUAUAAGAGUUCAUUAAUAUACUUUUAAAUAUUAGGAAUAUUUUAAAAAUGUAGUAUGUCAUUCAGGAAGUAAUUUUGUUGAGGCAUUGAGCAGCCGAUCGUGUCAUAGUAUUGGGAUCAGUGUUGGCCAAUAGAUCAAGUGUACCCUUGUCCGCCCAUGUCUCGGCGUGGCCUGUGUCUGUUGCAUCAGUCCUUCGAGAGAGACACAGGCAGACAGAGAGCCUUGUGUCUGUGUUAAUGAAAGCUAGCAUGGCAGGUAGCUGCCUUUGUGGUGGAAAAUACACAAGAGAUUGAUACUGUAGUCCAAAGGCUGUAAAACCAGUCAAGCUGAGAAAGCUCCGUGUUGCAUCUGGGUCUACCCCAUUGUCAUGUUUUUUUAAUUUUUAUUUCCUGGACUGGAUUGUUUUUGGACUGGAUGCUUCUGUUGACUAUAUCCCAGAAGACCACAGAUUUCCAUAAUUGGAUGGCGACCCAAAUGGUUUCAUUUAUAGACACAACUGAGACCAUACAAACAUUGGAAAUGUCUAUUUUGUAUCUUGAUUUUACAACCGCUGUAUUUGUUAUAUUGUUGUGCACAGUUUUACAAUCGAAUGUUGCAAGUAAAUGCAAUUUUUUUUUUGCAAAUUCUGUUUACGUGUUUUAUGUUGUUGCACAUUCUAGACACCUACGAAUUUAAAACGUGUCUGAGAUGGCCCAAUUGUCCUUUCUGUUCAAGUAUUGCAGUUGAAGUUACCUACACCUGCCUUACACUAAUACAAAAAUGGUGCACAGACAGCACUAUAAGUGUUACAACAUACUGUCUGAGGCAAGCGUGGAAAAACACAGCUCAUUUGCAUUAAAGCCACAGACACACAAAACAGUGCGUUCCCUGUAAGGUUUACAAAAAAAGCUUUAAACUGUAAAACAAACAGCAUUAAUCAUAUAUGUUGAACAACACACUUUGAAGACACUAGAUAGAUGGAUAGUACAUUAUUGAUUCCUUCAGGAGAGUUCCCUCAGGAAAAUAAUAAAUUACUAGUGUAAGAUUCGGAAUUGUUUAUAAAUGAGAUCUGUCAAACAUAUUUAAUUGGGAUUAAUUGCAUUGUGUGUGUGGUUAACUCUUCAAUAAUCCCUGUCAAAGGCAGAUAGGUAGGAGUUUUUUUUCUUUAAUAAGUGUACCUUAGACCAGGGGUCGGCAACCCAAAAUGUUGAAAGGGCCAUAUUGGACCAAAAAUAAAUAAAAAAAUCUGUCUGGAGCCGCAAAAAAUGUAAAGCCUUAUAUAGGUGUUAUAAUGAAGGCAACACAUGGUGUAAGUGUCUAUAUUAGCCUGACGCAAAUCUCCGUUGACAGAAAUGUUGAAAUGUAAUAUCAAUUCUACACAUUUUUACAACAUUGGAAAACAUUACUAAAACGGAGGCUUUUCAGAGGGUGUGAUAACUACUCCUGGAAAUUACUGCCUUAGAAUGGCCAAAGGUAAAGAUGUGUGUUUUCAAGUUGAAGGAAACAGAAUCUGCAAAUAAAAUGACCUCAAAUAUACCUAAAAUACGAGGCAUAAUGAUGCAUUAUGUACAUACAGGGGGCAUAAAUAGCAUCGAUUAGCUUGCAGUCAUGCAGUAACCAAAUAUGUCUGAUUAACACUCCACACAAGUCAAUAACAUCAACAAAGCUCACCUUUGUGCAUUCACACACAGCAUAAACCGUUUGAUGGACAAAUAAGAGACAAAGAAGGAGUGUGAUAAAACACGUCUUUCUGUGGCAAGUUGGGCAUGUAAACAAACUACGGUGAGUUCAAGGACUUCCGAAAUUAGUCGAACAAAAUGGCGCGGCCAAAAUGUUCUCAACAGUGAAGCAUGUUUAAUGUAAACAGUGGGAUUUCCAACAAUUAGGAAGGUUUGUGUCAUGUUCGUCCUCCUACAGAAACCAUAUUAAAACAAAAAAUAUAUUUUUUUCCUAAUCUUUUUCUAUUUUCAUACAUUUUUGACAAAGCUCCUGGGAGCCACCAGGGCGGCGCUAAAGAGCCGAUUUUGGCUCGAGAACCACUUGUUGCCGACCCCUGCCUAAGACGGAUCAAGUUUUUGAUGCUAUCACAGGGGACUGGAUAAUUAGUUUGCUUUAUGUUGCGUGCACGUUAUUUACGCAUUAUUUACGCAUUGAAAAAAAAAAGUGCCGUUAAAGGAAAUUAGCCUAAAUUUUUUACUAUUACAGCAUGAUUAUAAACAGAUUAAAUGACAAUUU
Molecule: messenger RNA, 5857 nt
Organism: Nerophis ophidion (straightnose pipefish)
Lineage: Eukaryota; Metazoa; Chordata; Actinopteri; Syngnathiformes; Syngnathidae
Product: cAMP-regulated phosphoprotein 19-like
Exons: 1
Coding region: 705-998 (97 amino acids)
Cellular component (GO): cytoplasm
Molecular function (GO): protein phosphatase inhibitor activity
Source: RefSeq, a predicted model, not a curated record